AUGCCACCCAAAUCAAAGGCACCGCCAAAACAAAAGGAACAAGAAUCAACACCUGUGGAGAACGAGCCUCUCAAGACUGUCUACGACCGUAGCUCUAAUAUCUAUAGCCAAGGUCAUCCCUACGCUUCAAGCCUCGCCGCCGGAGGUCCCAGCGGCCUCUCCUCUUCCGAGCGGACCGUCUGGGCCAACGCGCAUUUCGCCCGCACACCUGCCCUCCUCAAGCGGCUAGGCAAUAAGUCCCAACGAGACGUCUGGAAGUGCGUGAAUGAAGCUGGUGGCCUCCCGCUAAGAACAGUCAAGCAAGUCCGUCCAACCGGUGCGGGUGGGACUCCUUCCGCUCAGACCGGACAACAGGGCUUCACCUGGGGCAGGGACAGAUUCGGCGCGGACCUGGGAGACUCGACCCCUGACCAACUCGACAAGAGAAGUGAGAGGGCCUUGCAGCUUUCCGCGUUGGAGAUACAGCACAGCGCCUUCCUGGAAAGGAAAGAACGCGAGAAGGGGAGGUGGCUCGAUUCGAAGAACAACGAGGUUGUCACCGUGACAGCUGACGAGGUCGAGGAAGAGAAAUUGCGGAGAAAAGAGAUCGCGAGGCUUAGGAUGGAACUCUACGGCGAACGCACGGGAGCUUACGGGACGGAUCCCGCAUGGGAUGAUAUUGUGCCCAUGCCCAUUGAGGAGCCCGAGGGUGCUCUGGCUGCCAUUGCCUAUCCUGAGGAAUAUGCCGAAGCGAUUUCCUACCUUCGAGCCGUGAUGGCCAAAAAGGAAUACUCCACGCGCUGUCUGCGACUGACGGAGCACAUCAUCUCCAUGAACCCAGCCCACUACACCGUGUGGCUAUAUCGCUUCUCGAUCGUUCAAGGCAUGAGGACCUCCAUCCCAGAUGAGAUCGAAUGGCUCAACCAGGUCUCCCUCGAGAACCUGAAGAACUACCAGAUCUGGCACCAUAGGAGGCUGCUCAUGGACCACUACUACCCGUCCAUCGAAUCAGAUUCGGAAGAGAAGGCCAAGCUGGCCAAAUCCGAGGAGGCAUUCCUCGCGCAGAUCCUCGCCGAAGACACGAAGAACUACCACGUCUGGUCCUACAGGCAGUACCUCGUCCCCAAGAUGGGCCUUUUCGGGGAGCUAGAGCUCAGGGCCACCGAGACCCUGAUCGACGAGGACGUGCGCAACAACUCUGCUUGGUCGCACCGUUUCUUCAUCGUCUUCUCCGACCCUGCCAACGCCACUCCCGGCAGCCUGUCCACGGAGCACGACCCCAAGGUCCCUGCGGCUAUGAUUGACCGUGAGGUCAAGUACGCCGAGGAGAAGAUCCUGCUGGCGCCACAGAAUCAGAGCCCCUGGAACUACCUCCGCGGCGUGCUGGUGAAGGGAGGCCGCAAGGUGGACACGCUGCAGGGGCUCGUGGAGCGCUUCGUCAGCGAUGUUGGAGUUGAAGGGAGUGAGAAGGUCACCAGCUCUCACGCCUUAGAGCUGCUGGCGGACACCUACGCUGAGAAGGGAGAGAGUGACAAGGCGGACCUGUGCUUGAAGCGCCUGGGAGAGAAGUGGGACCGCAUAAGAUUUGGAUAUUGGGAGUGGAAGAGAGCAUCGCUCAAGAGCAACUAG
Diaporthe citri is the source of this 1608-nucleotide messenger RNA. RefSeq lists its product as uncharacterized. Gene Ontology annotation, molecular function: protein farnesyltransferase activity; CAAX-protein geranylgeranyltransferase activity. Gene Ontology annotation, cellular component: protein farnesyltransferase complex; cytoplasm; CAAX-protein geranylgeranyltransferase complex. The record is from RefSeq and is a predicted model, not a curated record. Bases 1 to 1608 code for a protein of 535 amino acids. Lineage: Eukaryota; Fungi; Ascomycota; Sordariomycetes; Diaporthales; Diaporthaceae. Gene Ontology annotation, biological process: protein farnesylation; protein geranylgeranylation. The transcript has 3 exons.